GUAGACGCCACCGCGACGCGGUUCUCCACGUUCGGACCUAGUCCGUAGUCGUACACGGCACACACGCAGUAACCGGCGUCCGCGUUCGAGGUGUUCGCUCAGUGCUGUGACUGGUGCCGUGCUAUGCGUUCGCCGACGGUCAUCGUUUCGGGUGGUGCACGGGAUCGUCAUCUGUGCUGCAGUGACGGCGUUUGACCGCUGUGAAGUCGACAGUGUUUCACCGAGCGGAGUGGUAGGCGCGCGCGCCCGCGCACACGCACGCUGCAACUAUUAUUAUAUUUUGUAUUUUUGCGCGUUACGCGCGCGUUUUUCUCUCACGUAUUAUAAUAAUAAAAAUAAUAUAGUACUCGUCAUAUUCGAACGAAAUAAUAACAAAAACAACGACGACGGCGGCGUAUGAUUUUAGUCAAUAGCGCGGCGGUAACAUCAAUAAUAAUAUUGUAAUACCUGCAACAGAGCUUUUAACAAUCAUAUAGCGCACCCCGGGCGACAUCAUGGCUGAGACGGUGAUAGUGUCGGACGACGCGACGGCGACCAGUACGUCAGCGCUCGUCGACCAGAUAUUUGUGGCCAAGACGUUCGCCAUGCUCGUCCUGGGCCUGGGCUCGUUCGUGCUGGGCGUCGUGCCCCUGAAACUGACCAAGUGGUGGAGAAAAGACCCAGCGGCGGCCACGCCAUCACACCAAAUCGGUGGCCACUCGCAUGGGGGUGACUCGGCCACCGGCUCGCCCGCCGUGUCGCUGCUGCUGUGCUUCGGCGGCGGCGUGCUGCUGUUCACCACGCUGCUGCACCUGCAGCCCGAAGUCCGGGAGGGCGUCGGCCGGUUGCAGAAAUCCGGACAGCUGCCGAACGGACAGGGCACCGAGCAUCUGGGGGACCUGAUAUUCUGUGCCGGGUUUUUCAUGGUAUUCAUCGUGGAUGAAAUCGUCCACUCUGUGUUGGACCGGUGCGCGGCCGGUCACGUGGACCGCAGCUCCGCCGAGGAGGUGCUGCACCGGUCAAUGAGCCUGAGGCGGCGGACCAUGUCCAUACCGAGGGCUUCGCUGGCCGGCAGUGGUGGCUCGCCCAGCUCCGUUCCGUCGGUGGCGGGCGGCAUGUCGGUGGCCAGCAAUAAGGAGCUGUUGCAGAACGAUAUGCCGUACAAGCCACACGACAAGCGGUACCGAUCAGCGGCCCGGGAGUCUGGGGCAAUGGCACCGCCAUCCACCCGGUUCGCGCACCACCAGCAACGAAUCGGCGACGAUGACACGGAGAAACAAAUGAAGUUGGAAAACGGUGGCGGGCCCGGGGACGUCGAUGGUGGCCACUCGUUCCGUGGCCUGUUUGCCGUGCUGGCGCUGUCGUUUCACGAGGUGUUCGAAGGCCUGGCCAUAGGGCUGGAGGAGCGCGUCGACAACGUGUGGUACCUGUUCAUCGCCGUCGCCACGCACAAGUUAGUCAUAGCCUUCUGCAUCGGCCUAGAACUGGCCUGGUCCAAGACCCGGCGGCCUGUGCUCGUCAUGUAUGUGGCUACAUUCGCAGUGGUCACACCCGUGGGCAUCGUGAUCGGCAUGGUGCUAGUGCAGUGCGGAACUGGCGGUACCGUGGACGGGUCUCCUGGACGCGUGGCCGUUAUCCUGCAGGGACUGGCGGCCGGCACGCUGCUGUACGUUGUGUUCUUCGAGGUGCUCGCCAGGCACAAACAGUCGGGAUUCUUGCACCUGUUGUCCAUAAUGUUCGGAUUCAGUAUUCUGCUUGUGUUGCAAAUGAUGACUCAUCAACACAGUCACGCCCCAGUUGACAACAAUCAACAUUCGGAUCACGAUCAUUCAUCACACGGACACGAACACGAACAUGAACACGAACACGUACACGAUCAUUAGAAUUUCCCAAUUCUUUGAGUUACCAAGUAUUUUAUUAAGCCCAUCGUGAUCUAAGUUUGAUGUAGAUUGUAUUUCGUUAUUAAGUUAAGCUAUCAACUAUUUUGUAUUGUUUAUUUAUAUUUGUACAACACAUAUAUUAUAUAUUAUAUAUAUUAUAUAUAUAGAAUAUGCCUAAUGUUAUGAAUGUGAAACACUCAUUUUAUGAAAGCUUUCAAGUUUUGAAUUUGUUUACUAUGCAUUUUAAAGGACAUUCGACUUUAGUUGCAAACUUAUAUUAUGUUAUAAGUUAUAACACUUUUUCGAAAAAAAUGUAUUUUAUAUUAUUUUCAUACUAAUUUUUUUUUAUUAAUCAUAUGCAUCAUCGUUU
Molecule: messenger RNA, 2229 nt
Organism: Myzus persicae (green peach aphid)
Lineage: Eukaryota; Metazoa; Arthropoda; Insecta; Hemiptera; Aphididae
Product: zinc transporter ZIP3-like
Exons: 2
Coding region: 495-1862 (455 amino acids)
Biological process (GO): zinc ion transmembrane transport
Cellular component (GO): plasma membrane
Molecular function (GO): zinc ion transmembrane transporter activity
Source: RefSeq, a predicted model, not a curated record